AUGAAAUUCUCAAAAUUGCUUGAUCAAGAAUCGGUUCCAGAAUGGAAAAAAAUGUACAUUGACUACAAAGAGCUCAAACGCAUUCUCAAAGAUGUAGCAUACUUGCACAAAUUCGGAAAGGGCGAAAGUACAUACAGCUACGACGCUAUAGCCUACAAAGAAGAUGUCAAAUCUCUUCCCCCACUUGACCAGUUUUCUAUACAGAAUGAUGCGACAAUGGAUGAUAUUAUACCAAAGAUGAACAAAUAUGAACAAAAGUUCUUCGCCAAAUUGGAUAAAGAACUAUCAAAGAUAUGGGAGUUUUACGAAAAUAAUGAGGAUUAUGCUAACGAAAGACUAAAAGAGCUUAAAAAAGCAUAUAGACUAUUAAUGCAAGAGCACAAAAAGAACGUGAUUGAAAACGAACCAAACGUAUUUAGGCCAAUGAGCAUUUUGAAUCACGGCGUGGAUCACCACCCUGGCAAAAAGUAUGAAGUUGAACAUGAUCACGAAGUCAGAGUUAUCACUUCUGAAGGACAAAGAAAACCAGUACCUAUGAGUUACAAUGCAGCAAAGAAGAGAAUAAAACUGGGAGUACUUGAAUUCUAUCGAGGGGUGCAAAUGCUCAAAAAAUAUGCCCAACUUAAUAAAACUGGGUUUGAGAAAAUACUUAAAAAGUUUGACAAGAAUUCAAACUGGAAAGUCAGUCAAAUUUAUAUCCGCAAAGUAAAUGCAACAAACUUUAACAAUUCCAAAACGCUUGAUAACUUGCUUGAACAAACCGAGUCGCUAUUUUUGACUGCAUUUGCAGGCGGUGUGAGAAAGCAUGCCAUGGAUACGUUACGAAUGCCGGAUAAAGCAAGAAAGGCAAGAUCUAUGUCAUCAAAUAUGAGAAUCAUUAUGAGGUUAUACCUUGGUCUAGCAAUCGUUCUGUGUUUGCGUGGUAUACAACUAGCUUUAGAUAUGGUUAAUUUUGUUAAUGUAAAUACAGGUGAAAAACUCUGUUAUCUAAAGAAUUCUGACGCAUUAAGCCAUGACGAACAACAGAUUUUUUAUAAAUUUUGUGACUGGAAUCUGUUACUUCAAAUAUACUUGGGUAUUUUCCUGCCAAUAAUGCUAACAUUGUUGGUGGGAAUCAAUGUGGUAGUAUGGUCGAAAUUAAAGAUAAACUAUAAACUCAUCUUUGAUUUUGAUAUUAGAGAUAAUGUAGAUUAUCGUGAAUUUUGGGAAUUUCGCAUAUGUUUGCCAUUUGUCUAUGGUGUCGAAUUUCGUGACUUUUUUAUAGCUGAUGAAUUAAGUAGCUUAUCAUAUACCUUUUCUUUUCUUGCAACAAUUGUGUGCGCAUUUGAUGAUGAUUGGACUCCAAAGGAUAAAGGCAGCAUACCUGCUUUGUUACGCUUUUUUCAGUGUUUGCAAAGGUGGAUUAAGACAGGAAAGGCAAAUCCUCAUCUAGUGAAUGCACUGAAAUAUAUUACUAUAGUGAUACCUUUUUGGUUAAUUUAUGCCAAGCGACUUGAAGUAUCACUUAUUUUCUGGUACAUAAUACAUAUUUUUAAUGUACUUCUUGCAAUUUUGUGGGACUUAAUUAUGGAUUGGGCUCUCCUCCGGGUUUGGUACGUACCAAAUUACGGACUUCGAGAAGAUUUGGAAUAUAAACGCAAGUGGGUGUACUACUCUGCGAUAGUCUCAAAUAUUGUGAUGAGAUCUUCGUGGAUAUUAGUAUCUCUCUUUGACAGUAAACUAUUGGGCGGUGGUUUAGCUUUUAUGGAGAUGAUUCGUCGUUUUCAGUGGAAUUUUUUCCGUGUUGAAAAGGAGCAUGUGAACAAUAUUCUUAACAAAAAAGCGGUCAAAGACAUCAACAUACCGUUCGUAAUAUCCAAAGACAACCGCCAUUCGAUCGGUCUUCAAAUCCUAAAAAUACGCCCUGAAUCCGUUCCCUUGGAUCCAAGCAAUAGUCGGCAAUCUUUACAACAACGUCUUAGCAAUACAUUUGCUAACUUUACGCCGUUUUACAAAAAUGCAGACUUUUAUGAUUAUACUACUCACCGUGACAAUGAACAAAGUAUAG
Paraglomus brasilianum is the source of this 2047-nucleotide messenger RNA. The record is from the annotation of a GenBank genome assembly. NCBI's taxonomy places the organism in Eukaryota, Fungi, Glomeromycota, Glomeromycetes, Paraglomerales, Paraglomeraceae.